This is a messenger RNA of Aureobasidium musti, 471 nucleotides long. The record is from the annotation of a GenBank genome assembly. Lineage: Eukaryota; Fungi; Ascomycota; Dothideomycetes; Dothideales; Saccotheciaceae.
AUGAAUAUCUAUCCUGGCUACAGACCCACCGCCCGCACCUCGGAGGAGGUACAAGAAACCCCCAAAAACAUGCAACCAACCACCGAUGGAGUCCCAGUCUGGAGCAAAGCAAUGCUCAUCACCUUCUGGGUUUUUCAACUCAUCAUCUGUAUUAUCGGCUGGGGAAUCGGAGCUCUCGCACUCGGCACCAAACGUCUUCUAGACGACGGCGAUUACACAUACAGCCACGGUGUGAAGCUUGCUCUCAGUGUCGGUGGUGGCGUUUGGGUAGCAUGGGCCAGUGCAACCUUCAUCCUCAUCGUCACCGAGAUCAUCAUGUUUUCGCGCCAAAACCUGAAGGCUUGGUUUGAGGUCACUUCCUGCUGUGUCAAGACCACAUUAUGGUUGGUCAUGUUUUUGAUCUCUGUUCAUGAUACUGCGGUGACCUCUUCCGGUGGUCUUUCGCUUCUGAUUCUUGGUGUUUUCCUGUAA